ACAAGUUGUUUACAUUUAUUAAUCAAAAAUAAAGCUAAUUAUUUAUUUGCAGAUAUUUAUUAAAAUAACUCUGCAAUGGGAAAACGAGAAGAUCUUAAGGAACACAAACGCAAUAAAAAAACUAAACAUGCGACUGCCUCGCCUAAUCUUAAUAAUACAUCAACAUCCUCACCAUCGCUAAAAGAAGAAAUAAUAUACGAUGCUGAAAUGAUCGAUGUAGUUGAUGUGGUUGAUCACGAACAAGAAGUUGCCAACACCACAGCUACAUCACCUCCCAGCACUCCAACUCCUACACAUACUCCAACGAAAGCGAGUAGUAGCAAAAAUGCGUCUAGCAGCAGUAAAAAAUCAGUUCCAAAACUACAGACCGCCCCUGGUACAACUGCCAGUAGCUCACCAGCAGCAUCUACAACUCCUGGUUCUAACCUCAAUGCAGCAAACAACAAAAAGUCGAAGAAACGACGUGAUAGUAGCACUUCUAGUGAGGAGGAGCGCUGGUUGACGGCGAUUGAGUCCGGAAAAUUAGAAGAAAUGGAUGAUGAGCUGAAAAAGAUGAAGGAUCCAAAAUUGAUGACAGCGCGCCAACGCGCAAUGUAUGAACGUAAUACGGAUAAAGAGCCUUCUCCUGGUGGAGAAUUACUUAUGUCUUUACCGAAUGGUUAUCGUGAAAAAGAAAAACCACUUACGGCAGAAGAUAUACAAAAAGCUCAGCUAAAAUCACAAAAACGCAAGCAACUUGCCGAUGAAAAACGUGAAAAGGACAAGAAGAAAACCAUGGAACGUUUACUCAAAAAACAGGAGAGUAAACAGCGCAAUGCGACACGUAAUAAAUCUACAAAGACUUCUCAACCGAUGAUCACAUAUCGUAAUACAUUAGAUGGCGCCUACAUACAUUUACCGGCUGAACACGAGUUUCCACUGGCAGCACAAGUGCCGAUCCUACCACCCAAAGUACAAUUGUGUGGUAUAACUGGAUGCAAUAAUCCGAAGGUGUAUAAUUGCUCCAAAACAAAUAUGCCGUUAUGCAGCUUUGCCUGUUACCGCAAAAACGUACAAAAUAUUCGACAAAUAAUGUGCUAAAUAUUGCAGUAUAUUUUAAGUUUUAAUAAUAAUUUAAAUUUAUGUUUUCCAUUACAUUUAGUGAAUAUAGCAAUUCCGAAAUUAUUUAAAAUGGUUAUAAGAAUG
Molecule: messenger RNA, 1185 nt
Organism: Bactrocera tryoni
Lineage: Eukaryota; Metazoa; Arthropoda; Insecta; Diptera; Tephritidae
Product: INO80 complex subunit B
Exons: 2
Coding region: 76-1080 (334 amino acids)
Biological process (GO): chromatin remodeling
Cellular component (GO): Ino80 complex
Source: RefSeq, a predicted model, not a curated record